Messenger RNA from Hylaeus anthracinus, 1700 nucleotides. Its product is annotated as ETS-related transcription factor Elf-5-like. Lineage: Eukaryota; Metazoa; Arthropoda; Insecta; Hymenoptera; Colletidae. The record is from RefSeq and is a predicted model, not a curated record. Gene Ontology annotation, cellular component: nucleus. Gene Ontology annotation, biological process: cell differentiation; regulation of transcription by RNA polymerase II. The transcript is spliced from 7 exons. Gene Ontology annotation, molecular function: sequence-specific DNA binding; DNA-binding transcription factor activity, RNA polymerase II-specific. Bases 213 to 1106 code for a protein of 297 amino acids.
UCAGUAUCGCGCUGUACGACACCGUCGCGACGUCGCUCGUUUUCCUUGGGACUCCCCCGUGGACAGUUCACAGAGAACAGUGAUGCGAUAUUUGUGUUGACUGCCCGUUGGACACGCACGUUCAGUGGUUUACCGAUACGUUUAUCGAUCAGAAAUCAUCGUACACGAACCGCGUUACUCGUUCUUUGAUAGACAUCGAGCGAAAUCGAAGAAUGGACCCGUUUGACAGUUACGACAGGUCCGACUUACCGGAGGUGUACCCGUCGUUCCCUAAUCUCAACGAUGACGAUGAUCACUUUUUAUUGGACAUGGACUCGUUGGUGACGAGAAAAAGCAACGCCCUGACGACGCGCAGUUACGAAUCGAACCGAAAGAAAUGUAGCUUCGGUGACGAGAACAAUGAGGUGAUCGACGGUACCGGCUGGACGGAGAAACCUAUCAGGAACUGGUGUCAGGAGGAGACGAUAAAUUGGCUAAUGUCCGCGGCGUCUUACAUCGGGCAACCGUACAGUUUAAUUCAACACAGCCUCGCGGUGCCAGGAAACGAGUUGGUCACCUUCACGAGAAACGAUUUUAUCAAUCACGAUCCCAUAUACGGUGAUCGACUCUAUGACCUACUCCACUCCCAGCAUAUCUCGAAUCUGCUUCCAUCGUUCGACACCAUUCACCCUCAUUCCGAAGACGAAUACGCGCGGAUCAAUUCCAAUAACGCUUCAGACGCUGAAUCAGACAACAGUAUCGAAGUCUCCACGAAACGACCACCGGGUAGACCGAGGGUAUUAAAAGCGAAGAAAAACUCCACCAGCCAGGGAAAGCUUUGGGAGUUUAUUAGGGAUUUAUUACGCAAUCGAGAAACGUGUCCAAGUUUAAUCUGCUGGGAAGAUUAUUCGCAAGCGAAAUUUCGGUUCGUUAAAAGCGACGAAGUCGCGAAACGAUGGGGUUCGCGGAAAGGAAACACAAAGAUGACUUAUGAGAAACUAAGUCGAGCCAUGAGGUAUUAUUAUAAAAGUAAAAUCUUCCUUCCUGUACUUGGUCGAAGAUUGGUCUACCAAUUUGGGCCCAACGCAAAGGGUUGGCAGACCGAUAAUCCAAAUUUCUGUCGUUGAUCUACUUAUCUCUAAGAGUUUCCCGGGUUCUACGGAUUCCUAUGAAGUUUCGAUUCUUGUAAAAAUUGUAUAGAUAUUAUGAAAAAUAUUUGUGAUCCAUAAACAUCGUGCGAGGGUUGCUUCUGGAAGUUGUACAGGAAAGAAACAAAAAUGCCGGACAUUAUUCUUAUCGAUGCAUUUCAACUUUAGAGCAGCGAACGUAACGUUUCGAUACGGAACAAAAAUAUCGAAAGUAUUUUGAUAAUGGAAAAAAUAAGCGUUGGCUCGAUUAAGAAUUUUAAAAGACUAAGGAGAACAGAUCUAGUAUUAUAGGUGAUAUACACUGACUAUAUGUAAAUAAUAUAAAGACAGUAUGAAUGAACAAAAACGCCGAGAUUCUUCAUAUCAUUGUACGCGUGAACGUGAGCCUGUGAAAAUAAGUGGGACUGAGACGUGUGUGCGAAUUGAUUUAAUUUUAUAUAAGGUUUUCACAAUGUAUUUAAUAUUAAGCAUAAUAGAUCGUUUACUUAUGUAAAAGUAUACAUAUAAUCAAGAAAGGCAAUAAUUCUCGUGACUUACAAUCAAAUAAAUUUGCUAUUACUUAUUCUUUUUUUA